Messenger RNA from Guillardia theta CCMP2712, 630 nucleotides. RefSeq lists its product as hypothetical. The transcript has 2 exons. The record is from RefSeq and is a predicted model, not a curated record. NCBI's taxonomy places the organism in Eukaryota, Cryptophyceae, Pyrenomonadales, Geminigeraceae. The coding region runs from base 1 to 630 and encodes 209 amino acids.
AUGGUGAUUUUUGUCCUUUGGGGCGUGCUGCUCCUGUGCAUGUCUGCCAAGGUGACUCGUAGAAGGGACUCCCUAAGACGGCUCUCGUUGAUGGGCAAGAAGAUCUUGAGUUAUGUCGAUAUCAACGGGAGGAGGAAAAGUGUCGAAGGAGAUGUAGGGUCCGUGAGCAACACGGAUAUGGGCAUGCCAAAGGGGCGGAGGGUGAGCACUGAGGGGAUUCCAAUCGGCAACACGGAUAUGGGCAUGCCAAAGGGGCGGAGGGUGAGUACUGAGGGGAUUCCAAUCGACGUCAGGAACAACCUGUCUGGGAGCAAGAGCUUUCUGGUGGAGCGGGUGCCCUCCGGCGACAAAGCGAGGGCGGGCGGAGGGUUUGAAAGGACGUCUUCCCUGGACCGUUCAAGACCUGCCCCUCAAGCUCCGUCGGGAUUUGAACGAGCUGCGUCGAGUGAAAGGAGCAGCAAGAGCAGUGGCUCCCGAUACUGGGCACACGUCAUCGCCAAGGAGAACAACUCACGUUCUCCGGAGCCAGUUGCAACACCAUCGAUGCACCGCUCGAUGGGAAACCUCAAGGUGUCGAAGUCCUCGGAGUCUCUGCUAACCCUCGCACAGCAGAGCCAGAUGAAGACCUGA